This is a messenger RNA of Eremomyces bilateralis CBS 781.70, 1053 nucleotides long. RefSeq names its product nucleotide-diphospho-sugar transferase. The record is from RefSeq and is a predicted model, not a curated record. Gene Ontology annotation, cellular component: cytoplasm. The transcript has 4 exons. Gene Ontology annotation, molecular function: glycosyltransferase activity. NCBI's taxonomy places the organism in Eukaryota, Fungi, Ascomycota, Dothideomycetes, Eremomycetales, Eremomycetaceae. Bases 1 to 1053 code for a protein of 350 amino acids.
AUGAUGAUUGCGAAUCGUUCGAAGUUCCUCCUCCCCGGAAUCAUUGCGCUUGCGCUCUCCGUGCUGCUGUUGGCGGCAUUUACCAAAGGGCCAGCGUACUACAAUUACAAUGCCGUCGACCCAUGGAACCAUCUGAAGGGUGCGCCGCCAACAGAUUUAUCAGUCUCAACCAGCCCGAACUCCACCAACCCUCUGUCCCCAAUCCUCGUCGACCGACCGCAUAAAAAGCGGGUCAUCACUACGUCCGUCUUCACGUCCAGCUACGUCCCGCUCGCCAUGAUGCUGGGCUACUCGAUCAUGAAACACAACGAUCUGGCCGCCAUGGAAGCGGAAAUGGUCGCCAUGAUCCUCAAGGACGACGGCCAAGGGAAUGAAGGCGUGACGGAUAAUGACGUGGGAUACCUGAUGAAGGCGGGCUGGCAGCUCCGCGAGGUCGAGCCGCUGGACUUCGAGGGCACGACGGUCAACGAGUCGCUGAUCCUUCCGCACCAUCGGUUCAACCUGAACAAAUUGCAGAUCUUCCGGUGGACCGAGUAUGAGAAGUUGCUCUUCAUCGAUGCCGAUUGCGCCGUGCGAGGCGAUCUCAGCGAGCUGUUCCACAUGCCAGGGCCAUUUGCCGCCGCUCCGGAUGUCUGGUUUGACAUACUGGUUGACGACAAGUUCAACUCGGGAGUUAUGGUCCUCACCCCGAACCUCUCCAUCUUCCAGGACAUGCUCCAGAAGCUCCCGGCGAUUCACCAGCCGGAAGACGGUGACCAGGCCUUCCUCCAAGUGUAUUGGAAGUUCCGAUACUUCGGCUUGCCCUACCGGUACAACCUGAACCAGGUCAUGUUCGCACAUUUCCGCUCCGAGUGGGACAAGCUGUGGGACGAGGCCAUCAUCGUCCAUCUGACUACUCACAAACCCAACCCCGACCCGGCCAGAUGGUGCCUGCCCCCUGGCGAAGGGACAUACAACUGCGAGGAGUGGGGUCCGCUAGGAUGGUACCGGGAGUACUUCACGGAAAUGCUCCACGCUUUUGAUUUAGUCGGGGAGAUCGAUGUGCGGGGUUGA